Anthonomus grandis grandis is the source of this 12163-nucleotide messenger RNA. Its product is annotated as hemocytin. Gene Ontology annotation, cellular component: extracellular region; extracellular matrix. The transcript is spliced from 68 exons. The record is from RefSeq and is a predicted model, not a curated record. Lineage: Eukaryota; Metazoa; Arthropoda; Insecta; Coleoptera; Curculionidae. Bases 66 to 12002 code for a protein of 3978 amino acids. Gene Ontology annotation, molecular function: protein binding; chitin binding.
AAAUAAAAGAGAUACUGUAAUUAUUUUAUUCGAGCUUCAGUCUUGUUAGUGCGUACACUGCCACGAUGGGGGUGUUUAGUUUCCUUUCGAUAGUUUUGGUAUUUUUUGGGAUAUUUUUGCACCAUAUAAGUGCUAGCCAAAUACCUCAAUUUUUGGUUAAGAAAUAUGGUCUAUCACCACAAGGUUCGGGUUACUCUGGAGCUGGAGAGCAAUCACAGUAUGGCUCAGUAAACACAGGAUUUUCUAAUACAAUGGACCAGCCACCUAAUCUCGUGGAAGUACAGCCGACAUUCGAAAGCUACGGAGGAGUCAAAAAGCCAGGUUAUGGAGGUUAUGGUGUAAAAACUAUGUCAAAAACUAACUAUGGAACUAAAUUUGGUACCAAGUAUGGAACUAAGUUUGGUACUAAAACUGGAAACGGUUUUGAUACAAGUUGUGGUGAUCGAGCCCCGUCUCCAGGUAACGCCGGAAUGCGCUGCUCAAAGUUUGGUGGUUGUAAAGCGAACUGUAUUGAAAAUUAUAUGUUUCCUAAUGGAAAUACAGAGAUAAUGAUCACUUGCCAAGGUGGAGUCUGGAAGGUUGUUAAUGAACCUCUUUGGGAAAGUGUGCCUUCUUGUGAACCUAUUUGCUUACCACCAUGUCAGAACAAGGGUAUAUGUAUGGCGCCCAACCAAUGCCGAUGUGAAGAGAAUUUUUCUGGGCCUCAAUGUCAGUUUGAAAAUAAGCCUUGUCUAAAUCUGCCUCCGCUCCCAACCAACUCUAGAAGAACAUGCCGAUCAAGACAAUGUACUAUCGAAUGUAUGCCAGAACAUACAUUUCCCGAUGGGUCUUCUAUUGCUAUAUUAACUUGUCACAAUGGAAUGUGGUUGCCAGCAAAACAUCAGUGGAAGUCUAUACCUGACUGCAGACCCACUUGCUCACCUCCUUGCAAAAAUGGCGGUACCUGCCUCUCCCUCAACGUUUGUCAAUGUCCCCAAGAAUUCCGAGGACCUCAAUGUCAAUUUAGUACUUCCGUUUGCAAAGGCGAAAAUCUUCAAUUUAACGGAAUGUACAACUGCUCAGGGGACAUGGAGUCUGUUAAAUGUACCAUUGCUUGUCCAGAUGGCACUCCACUCGAGUUUACACCUGAAAGCCAAUACACUUGCCAAUAUUCUACGGGAAUAUUUGAGCCUAGUCCAAGACCUCAAUGCAUUUAUGGAUCGGGAUUCGUUGUAUACUCCAAUGUAACAAGUACUGUCCAUGGUAGUCUUCAUCACACUGAAGGACAGCAUUUCGGGAUACUAAAACCCACUGCGUUUGUACCACCUAUUAUAAUGCCGGUUGAAGUUGAUGAAGUAGAAAGACAAAUGAUCUAUCCAACACUACAUACAUACAACAACAAAGAAAACGCAGUUAUCGAUUUGGUACCAAAGCCAGGAUCUUGUUUUUCUUGGGCCGGAACACACUAUAAGACUUUUGAUGGAAAAGUAUACAGUUUUGAUUCCCAAUGUGGCCACGUUCUAGUUAAAGAUUCAGUAGAUAAUACAUUUAGUAUUAUCACCCAAAAUCAUCCAAGCUGCUACAAAAAUGAGGCUGCGGUUAAUAACUGCUACAAAAUAAUAAAGAUAUUUUACCAAGACAAAGAAUACUUUUUAAAAAGAUCAGAAAAGGGAUUGCCAAUUUUCGGAAAUUCAAAGAAACUUUUAUCAAUACCCGGUCAAGAGCCAGGAUUAAGGGUAACUUAUGCUGGCCUAUACGUUGUAUUAUCGUUGGAUAAACUUGGAGUGGUAAUAAAAUGGGAUGGAUUGCAAAUUUUACAUAUUGAGGUACAACAAAACAUGUGGAAUAGAACCCAAGGACUUUGUGGAAACAUUGAUGGAACAACACUUGAUGAUUUUAUUGAAAAGGACGGACAUCAUGCUCAUCAAAUAUCUACUUUUGCUUCCAGCUGGAAGGUUGAUAAUUUAGAAUACCCUUGUGAUGAUUUAGUCAAUGACCAACAUAUUUGUAGUGGAGAAAUGGAAAGGGAGGCCGAACUUUUUUGUAAGAACAUCUUAUCCGAUAUUAGAUUUGCGGCUUGUACUAAGUCUGUUAAUAUAAUUUCACUAUUGGAUUCUUGUAAAUGGGACUAUUGUGCAUGUAAAGAAACUGAUAGAACCUUAUGCAUCUGUGAAACAUUGGAAGUAUAUGUAAAAGAAUGCACCCAUAAGGGUAUUAAAGAUUUGGCCACCUGGAGAGAUGAAAAACUUUGCCCCAUGAAAUGUUCUAAUGGAAAAACUUACAUGUCGUGUGGUCCUAAAAAUGGACAGCAAAUGUGCGGUGACGUCUCGUCAUUAGUUGAUGAGGAGGAUUCUUGUGUCGAAGGUUGCUAUUGUCCUGAAGGCACGGUCCUUCACGAUAAUAAAUGUAUCUUAAAAGAUCAGUGUCCUUGUACGUAUAGAGGUAAAAGUUUCCCACCAGGAGCAUCGAUUUCGAAAAAAUGCAAUACUUGCUCUUGCGUUAGUGGUAAAUGGGAAUGUACACAGGUUGCUUGUGGAGCACGUUGCGCAGCAAUCGGAGAUCCUCACUAUGAGACCUUCGAUGGGAAAAAAUAUGAUUUUAUGGGGCAGUGCACUUACUAUCUUGUCAAAGCUGAUGACUUUUCAAUUGAAGCUGAAAAUGUGGCUUGUGCUGGUUCUAUUUCUCAAGCGAUGAAUUUUCCAGCUAGUGUCUCAUCAGGAUUACCUAGCUGUACAAAAACAGUUACGUUGAGAUAUAAUGGACAAGUAAUUAAACUGAAACAAAACCACGAUGUCGUCGUAAAUGGACUCGAUGUUAACAAGAUCCCGUACAACGUUUCAGGAGUCUAUAUUCGUGCUGUCUCUUCAAUAUUUUUACAGGUUGAUGUACCCAAUGGCGUGAAAAUUCUUUGGGACGGCGUCACUAGAGCUUACAUCGACAUGCCGGCAUCCUUUAGAGGUAAAACCAGGGGACUUUGCGGCACAUUUAAUGAUAAUCAAAAAGACGACUUCGUAACACCGGAAAACGACAUUGAAGAAACCGUUAUACCUUUCGCUAAUAAGUGGAAAACCAACGAGAAAUGCAAUGAUGUGCCUGAAGUUAUUUCAACACAUCCAUGUUAUGUUAACUUGCAUAAUAAAGCGACUGCUGAGAAGUAUUGUUCUAAGAUCAAGGGAGAUUUGUUCAAGGAUUGUCACUGGUUCGUGGAUCCAGAGCAAGCAUACAAGGACUGUCUCUAUGACAUGUGCUCCUGUGAACUGCAAAUGUCGAAGUGUUUAUGCCCUACGAUUUCGGCAUAUGCAGCUGAGUGUGCCAGGCAAGGAGUGAAAAUUGAUUGGAGAAAUGAAAUAAGGGAAUGCGGCAUACAUUGCCCCGGUGGUCAAAAAUACCAAAUAUGUGGCAACUCCUGCUCGCGCACUUGCAGUGAUUUAACUUUACGGCCUGACUGUAAGCCGGAAUGUGUCGAGGGAUGUAAUUGUCCAGAAGGGCAGGCUCUCGAUGGCAACGGUGAAUGUAUUCCGAUCGGCCAAUGUCCUUGCCAACAAGAGGGACUAGAAUUCCAAGCGGGAUAUAAAGAAGUCCGUCCUGGAACCCACGGUUUGGAAUUAUGUACCUGCUUAAAUGCUAAUUGGAAUUGCAGACUAGCCACCCAAAAAGAUAUCUUAGCGUUCCCCCGAGCUAACGACCUGAAAGCAAAAUGUGAUAACUCACGAAAUUUCGAGUUUACCACUUGCGAAGACGUAGAACCGGUGACUUGCAAAAAUAUGCACACUGAUGAGCACUUUUCUCCUUCAGUUUGUCAUGCUGGUUGUAAAUGUAAAGAUGGAUAUGUUCUUGAUUCGAAAAAUAAAAGAUGCGUUAAGCCCAAUGAAUGUCCCUGUCAUCAUGGAGGGAAGAGUUAUAAAGAAAAAUCUAUUGUUCAAAGCGAUUGUAACACGUGCACCUGUAAAAACGGCAAAUGGAAAUGCACAGAUCGUCAAUGCACAGCAGAGUGCUCGACGUGGGGCGAUUCGCACUAUAAAACCUUUGAUGGAAAGCAUUUUGACUAUCAAGGUCAAUGCACUUUUGUAUUGGCAAAAGGUGUGCUUGGUAGUGAUAGUUUCGAUGUUACAAUCGAAAGUAUUCCUUGUGGAUCAUUGGGUACCAGUUGCUCUAAGUCUGUAACCGUACGGGUGUCAGCUGGAGAAGAUACAGAAAAAAUUACUUUAACCAGGGAUAAACCUACACCUAGAUUAAUAAAUAAAAAACAUAUCACUUUAAGGGAAAAAGGGAUUUUUGUUAUUCUGGAAGCUCCCGAUUUAGGUCUAGUGGUUCAUUGGGAUAAAGGAACUAGAGUUUACGUAAAGAUAGAUCCCCGAUGGAAAAACAAAAUUAAAGGUUUAUGCGGAAAUUACAACGAUAAUGAAGCCGACGAUUUCCAAACUCCUUCAGGUGGUAUGACCGAAGCCUCUGCUAAAAUUUUUGGAGACUCUUGGAGAUUGCAAGAUUAUUGUUCUGAAGCACUCGACAUAGAAGAUACAUGUGCCGAAAAGCCAGAAAGAAAAGUAUGGGCUUUAAAAAAAUGCGGCGUUUUAAAAAGUAAACUGUUUGCGCCGUGUCAUUCUGAGGUUCCAUUGGAUAGUUAUUUUGAUAGAUGCGUUUUUGACGCUUGUUCUUGUGACCAAGGAGACGACUGUCAUUGCUUAUGUACCGCAUUGGCAUCUUAUGCACAAGAAUGCAACAAUAAGGGGGCUCCAGUACGUUGGCGAAGUCAGCAAUUAUGUCCGAUACAGUGCGACCAACGGUGUUCGGAAUAUAGCUCUUGCAUCAGUACGUGUCCACUUGAAACUUGCGAUAACCUCCUGACUAACAGCAAACUAAGUAAAGUGUGUAGCGAGGACAGUUGUAUAGAAGGCUGCAGCCCAAAGCCUUGUCCCCCAGACUACGUUUACCUUAACGAAUCUUAUACAGAUUGCGUGCCCAGAAAUAUUUGUAAACCUGUUUGCAUGGAAAUAGAUGGCGAAACUUUUUACGAAGGCGAUCUGGUGGAAGAAGAUGACUGUCAUAGUUGUUAUUGUUCGAGAGGAACAAAAGUCUGCAAGGGUCAACCUUGUACAACCCCAGCAACAACUGUUUUACCUACGAUUCCUGAUGAGCAGAAAUUACAGUGUAUUAAUGGAUGGACAAAUUGGAUUAAUCAGUUUACGGCAUCAAACAAUAAGCGAAAUCUUUUGGAAAAGGAACCUCUGCCUCUAUCGAUCAUACUAAACGACUUUUCGCCGGAUUACGGAAGAUGCCCAAUUGAAAAAAUGGUUUCUAUUGAAUGUCUUACUGUAGAUGGACGCAAUCCUAAAGAGUUAGGCUUAGAUGUUGAAUGCAGUCUUGAAAGAGGCCUAAUUUGCAAAUCUUCAAAUGAAAACGAACCUUGUCCCGAUUUUAAAAUUAGAGUUUUAUGCGAGUGCGAAAAACUCACAACGGUUAAACCGGCCGUGAUAACUCAGGCUCCAUUAUGUGAUAUAAGCAGACCGAACCAGGAGCAUCAAACUGAUUGCCAUAAAUUUUUACAGUGUGUACAAACCUAUGGAGGGAUUAAGCUGGUUGAAAAGAGUUGUGGUCCAGAUUUGUUGUACAAUCCCGAAUCUAUGAUGUGCGAUUGGAAGGACAGCGUACUUAAAAUCAAACCAACGUGCCAACUUUUAACCGAAGUAACCACUGACGCUGGUCCAGAAUGUCCACCAGGCUUGGUUAAAGAUGAGUGUGCAAUCGAAUGUGAUAAAUUGUGUGGUUAUUAUUUGUUUACUAUUAAAGAACAAGGUUUAUGUCACGAAGGAACGAGGUGCGAAGCUGGAUGUGUCGCCAAUCAAAAAACCGCUUGUCCAAAAGGGCAUUUAUGGCUAAACGAAAACAGUUGCGUACCAAAGCACGAUUGCCUCUGUCUGAGUAACGAAAAUAAACCAGUCAAACCAGGUCCUAUAGUUCAGGAAGAGCCUUGUAAAGAAUGUCAAUGCAUCGACAACUACUACACUUGCCACCAGAGCGAUAGUUGUAAAGAGAACGUCGUACUUGUAACUUCCACCAGCGAGGCCACUUCCAGUGUAACAGUUGAGACUACUACACCUCAAUACUUUGAACCAUCGGUUUCUCCUCCUCCUGAAUGUACGGAAGACAGGAUGAUAAGCCUUAUUCAAAACGACCAGCCGCUGCCUGAUUCUGCUUUCAGCGCAAGCAGCACGUUAAGUGAGUCCUUUUCUCCGAAAAAUGCCCGACUGGAUAGUAAGAUAACGGAAAAGUCAGGUGGAAGCUGGAGCCCCCAAUAUGCUAGUCAAGAUGAAUACCUCGAAGUGGACUUUGGCCAACAGGAACCAGUAUACGGCGUUAUUAUAAGAGGGAGUCCUUUAUAUGAUGAAUAUGUUACAAGUUACAUGAUUCAAUACAGCCCGGAUGAUGGGACUAGCUUUUAUUACGUGUUAAAUCAAGAAAAUCCUCCUAGACCGCAAAUAUUCCGAGGCUCGAUCGAUGCCACAACCCCAGUAAAGGAAAUCUUCUCGAAACCUUUUGAGGCCAAACGUAUUCGAAUUAGGCCUCAAACUUGGCACACUGGAAUAUCUUUACGAAUGGAAAUAAUUGGGUGCUCUCAUGAUAUGCCUACAACCACGAUUUCUUAUACCAAGAUGCUAACUACCCUGAAGCCAGUUCAACAGUUAUUGUGCGAUGAUGAGAUGGGCAUUAGAAAUGGUUCUUUGGUAACUCAACAAAUCAGUGUCAGCUCUGAAAAAUCUUCGGAUUUUGGACGAGGACAAAUAAGGUUAAAUAGUGACUCAGCUUGGCAACCAUUGACCGAUUCGACCACAGAGUGGGUGGAAGUUGACUUUCUAGAAAGUCGGGAUAUAACUGGAAUAGUCACUAAAGGUGGACCGGAUGGCUGGGUUACGGCAUACUCAAUUAAAUAUUCACAAAACGGAGUGGAUUGGAAUCCAAUUGUCGAAGAAAAGUCUCAUAAUGAACAAGUGUUUUUAGGAAAUUUCGAUAGUAAUUCGCCGGAGGUUAGAAACUUUAUUAGACCAAUUAAUGCCAGAUAUUUAAAACUUAUCCCAAUAAAAUGGCAAAACACAAUUCAAUUGAGACUCGAAAUUCAUGGCUGCUUCAAACCUUACCCAACAUUAAUUAUACCAGUAACCACUGAGGAAUCCAGAAUGAUAAUACCUUGCAACAAUUGUCCAGGUGUAGAAGUCGUUAAUAUGGAACUAGAUACAUGCAGAUGCUUAGUUGAUCAAUGGUUUGAUGGCACAAAAUGCGUAAACAGAACCCAAUGCCCCUGCAUGGUGGGCCACAUAGCUUAUGAAGUGGGUUCAGUUUUUGAAAAAGAAGAUUGCUCCGAGUGUAUUUGCAAGCUUGGUGGUGUCUCACAUUGCAAUCCCAAACACUGCGUUGCUUGUAAAGAAGGCUUAAGAAGUGUAGUCACCAGUACAUGUCAGUGCACCUGCCAACCAUGUCCUGAAGGUACCAUUCUCUGUCCAACGAGCGGCAUAUGUAUAAACUCUACUUUGUGGUGCAAUGGCAUACAAGACUGUCCAGAUGAUGAAGUUAAUUGUCAAACUACAUCAACAACAACUGAAAUAUUAACUACAACAGAAAAAGAAGUUUGCCCCGAAGUAAAAUGUCAACCUGGAUAUAAAGUUGUUCAGGAAACUGAUGUGGAACAGAUAGCCACUAAUACCUAUCUAUCACCGUUACUGAGCCAAAAUGGACUUAAGAAGAAAACCCAGUCAACUUAUAGCUGGCGAAAAUUCGUUGCUAAGUCAGAUGUAAAAUCCCACAACUCGAAGAAACAGCUUCUGUCAAAGCCUUUGGUACCUGUCAAAGAAGAACUAAUUUGCCCAGUCUACAAAUGCGUCAUUAACAAACCGCCAACUUCCUAUAAUCACACGACUGAGGAGUGUCCUAAAAUCAAUUGUCCCCCUGGAUUUAUUCCCGUUUUAGAUGGCAAUAAUGAUUAUAAUUCAAAAUUGUGCCCUGUGGCUUCCUGCUAUCCUCAACCAUUACCGGAUGCAAUCUGCAACAUAACUGGUCGAACUUUCAACACGUUUGACGAUACAGAGUUUAAAUAUGAUAUAUGCAAUCAUGUUAUAGCGAGAGACUUGCAAAGCUCAGAAUGGCAAGUGUCUUUAAAAAAGAACUGCAGUAAGGAAUGUUCAAGAGACUUAGUUAUAGUCCACAAUAACCAUGAUAUUAUCAUUCGAAGUGAUAUGAGCAUUAGGUUUAAUGAUUAUGAAUAUACAGCUGAGCAAAUAAAAAAUCUGGGCGCAGCCAACACGGGAUUCUCUAUAGUGCAGUUAGGAAAUACUUUGAUGUUUACUUCAAGCAGAUAUGGCUUUUGGAUUAUAUGGAAUAAACUGGCAAAUGUAAAGUUUGGAGUGUCGCAAAAACUCAGUAAUAAAGUCGAUGGUUUAUGUGGCUUCUUCGAUAAUAUUUCUGAAGAUGACAAACGAAAACCUGAUGGAACUUUGGCGAGGACCACGGCAGAUUUUGGAGACAGUUGGGCGUUAGACAAAGAGCAACCGGCAUGGUGCGAGGCGAAGGCUUGUCCAAUUCAUAUCCAAAAUCAAGCAUGGGAAAUGUGUAAUAAAGUAAAAGAACAACCGCUGAGUCAGUGUGCUACAUCCAUAGAUAUAGAAGCCUUUGUAUCCAGAUGCCUCGAUUCUACUUGCUCCUGUUUAGAAAGAGCGGAGAAAAACCACACUGCUUCUGAAGAAUGUAGAUGUAAUGCCAUGCAGUCGUUUGUCGUAGACUGUCUGUCUGCUGACUCCUCUAUUGACUUAUCUGAUUGGAGAAUGCAGCAGGACUGUCCUGCAACUUGUGAAUCUCCUCUGGUAUACAACGACUGUUUCCAAAGGAAAUGCGAACCCACAUGCGAAUCAAUCGCAGACCCUUACGUUUGUCCUAAAGUUUCCAAAAUGUGCUUCCCUGGUUGUUACUGUCCUCCAGGUUUUGUGAGAAAGGACGAUAGCUGCAUUAAACCGUCGAGCUGUAGAGACUGUGAAUGUAACGUUUUACCACACCUGCAAUAUAUCACUUAUGAUGAAAGUAAUUUUACGGUUAACGGUAAUUGCGUUUAUGUUAUGUCUAGAGAUGCUCUUAUGGAUAAAGAGGAUACUCACAAAUGGCAGGUGCUCAUAACAAACCAUCCAUGCAAAAACAAGCCGGAAAAGAUGUGCGUCGGUAAAAUAACGAUUCUCUACCAAGGCCAUAAGGUGCAUAUUCUGGUAGAUCAUUUCAGAAACCGGCUAAAAUUGAUUGUGGAUAGUGAAAGAGUUGCUGAUUUUGAAGAAAUCGAUGACUGGGCCCAAGUUAAAGAAACCCGUGCGAAACAUAUGAAGUUUUUGCUGACAGAUGUUCAAGUAGAGGUGUCAGUAUAUUACCCUUCUUUGGGUGUAUCGGUCAAAGCUCCUUCGCACAAAUACGGUGGAAAAUUGGAAGGUUUAUGUGGAAAUUGCAAUAAAAACCCUGAUGAUGACAUGGUUUAUGGUCCGUUCGAUGGAAAACCUGGAGGUAAACCUAAAGAUGUUGGAGACUUUGCUUUAAGUUGGCUCUACGAGAAUCUACCAGGCGGCCAGACCAGGGAAGGAUGUGAGAAUUUACCGGAAGAAACCUGCGCUAAAGUAUUACCAGAAAAUGACCCUUGUAUGCAGUUGUUGGACUUGAAUAAAUUUGGACAGUGCCUAAACGUUAUGGAUCCCUCUAUAUUUAUCGACUGGUGUAAAAAGGAUACUUGCAAUAAUCCCGAAGGUUCUUGCGCAGCAGUGGAGGCGUUCGCACGUGACUGCGCAGCAGCAGGCUUUUGCGUCAACUGGAGGAAUGAAUACUGUCCUGCGCAGACCUGCGGAACUGAUCAGCAUUACGAACCUUGUGCCCAACAAAGACAGACUACAUGUGAAGAUAUUAAGGACAAAAAAAUAUUGAAGGGCUCUGGCCUGAUGGAAGGUUGUUAUUGCGAAGUGGGAAAGGUUCUUCUAAACGAUACCUGUAUCCUACCCAAAGAUUGUGAGAUUUGUGACGACGAAGGGCAUCAUCCAGGCGAUGUGUGGAAAAAGAAUAAAUGCACUACUUGCAGAUGUGAGGGUUUAAAUGUGAAAUGCGACACCCAGUAUUGUCCUGGAAAAGAGACUAUAUGCGAGAGAGGAUAUACUGCAAUACAGGUGCCAACUCAAGAAGAUACUUGCUGUGAAAAAUACGCUUGUGUACCGGAACCUACGGCCGGACCAACCUGUGAGCCUCCACAAAAACUGAUUUGCGCCAAUGAUCAAGUUUUAAAACUAGACACCAAGCCUAACGGAUGCCAAACAUUUAUAUGCGAAUGUAAACCUAAGGAAGAAUGUUUAAAAAUUGAAAUUCAGAAAGUAGAAGCCUUGGAACCCGGGAUGGAGAAAAUUAUUGACGAAAAUGGAUGUUGUCCAUUGGUUAAACUGGUUUGCAAUAAAGACAAUUGUCCCCGACCUACAGAAUGUCCCCAAUAUUACGUGUCAGAAAAAGAAGAAUAUCCAGGCCAGUGUUGUCCUACUUACACCUGUAAACCACCCAAGGAGAAAUGCAUUUUUGAGACAUCGUAUGGAGCCGCAGAAAAUGGUGGAGAAAGACUUUUGACAAAAUAUGAAAAACAGACAACCCUUAAGAAUGGAAAUGAAACAUGGCAGGAUGGUCCAUGCAGAGACUGUAAAUGUAUCCUUACAAGUGGAGGAACCUAUCAGGCAGCAUGUUCGGAAACCGAAUGUCCACUGAUCGAAGAUCACAGUGAUUUUGAGGACUACGAGUUAAAACUGGUUCCUGUACCGAAACAAUGUUGUCCAAAAAUAGAGAGAUCUGCUUGCAAAUUUGGCGACACAAUUUAUGAGGUGGGAACAGAAUGGCAAAAAGAUGAAGACUAUUGUACGACGUAUAAAUGCAUCGAGGCCGGUAACGUGAAGCUGGAAACAUCUAUACAAAAGUGUGAAGAAAAGGAUUGUAAACCUGGCUACAAAUACGCAGAACCUAACAAAGACUCUAAAGAAUGUUGCGGCAAAUGCGUUCAAGUAGCCUGCAUAAUCGACGACGUUGUACGUAAUGUGGGUGAAGAAUGGACUUCUGCAGAUCAUUGCACCAAUUACUUCUGCGUCAACUUAAACGGAUCAUUGCAAGUUGAAGCUGUCAAGGUUAAUUGCCCUGUAAUUUCCGAAGAUGACUUAAAAGAUUUCGCGUUUGAAUCCCACCCAGUUGAGGGGCAGUGUUGCAAAGAAUAUAAACCCAUUGCUUGCAAGGUGAAGGAUAAAGUCUAUGAAAUUGGAGAAACAUGGCCAUCCCCGGACGGUGACAAAUGCAAAACUGUAACCUGCAAAAAACAUUCCGAAAGUAAUCAGUUAAGCAAGGAGGUGUCCACGCAAACUUGUACCAAAAAUUGUUCAAAGGGGUGGGAGUAUAUAGAAUCAACUACAGAGUGCUGCGGUAAAUGCGUGCAAACAUCUUGUAUUUUAAGUGACAGCGAGUUGAAAAAACCAAAUGAAACAUGGAUGUCCGAAGAUGGUUGUAAGACUUAUAGUUGCAGUGAUGCAGGUGAUCAGUUGGUUGUUACCAGCACAACGGAAGGAUGCCCGUACAUAGGAAAAUGCCCCAAAGAGAAUAUUUACAAAAAAGGCUGUUGCUACUACUGUAAUGCCACCGUGGAGAAAAUGACAUUAUGCAGUCCUCAGCCAAUCCAAAAAGCAAAGACUGUAGGCAUGAUCGUCGCAAAUCAUCAAAAUAAUGGAAAAUGUGUGAAUAAACAACCUAUAAGGGACUUUACUGAAUGUAUCGGAACUUGCCAUUCGUCAACGUUCUUCAGCACCAUAUCCGGUCUACAUGAAUCAAUUUGUUCGUGUUGUCAAGCUGUGGAGUAUCAACCGCUAGAAGUCGAACUGACCUGCGAAGAUGGUUUUACGUGGAUCAAAAAAGUGGCUGUACCGGCAAAAUGUGAAUGUGUCCCCUGCGGUGGUGGUUCUCUGGAAUACCCAACGAAAGAGCCCAGGAUAAUGUAGCGCCAAAGACAAAUAGUGAUGUAUUAGUUUAUCUAUAUUAAUAUAUAUAAUAUGAUAGUUCUUUUGAAUCAAUUUUAAAAAAUCCUGCAGGUAUUUUCUGAAUUGUAUGUACCUUACAAUAAGGUCGUUAAGGUUUAAAUAAAAUGCUUUGUCAUUUUUAA